AUGUCUGAGCGCGCUGGAUCAAGCACGGAGGCCGAGAGCUACAUCGCGAGAUGGCACGCCCGAGGACAUGGCUGGGUGGGACACAGUCAAGCACGUGAGCUACACUACCUGGUGUCGGAGGGCGUGCGACCCGAGCAUCUCGCCGCCAAACUGAAGAUGGCACGGGGAACCGUUAGGUCGGCCGUCAAGAGGUGCGGACCGGGACCAGCCAUGGAAGGGACCAGCAGCCUCUUCAAACGGCUGGUCGCUAGUGGCGAGGUAUGGAAGGCAAUCGAUUGGGAUCGGAACGUCGCCGAAAGCUCCCCCGCCAUCUCGACGUCGGAAUCCUCGGCUGGAGACCAGGACGAAGAGCAGCGGUGCGCCGGGCUGACAUGGUUCUGCGACAACGACGAGAGCUUACACGAUGAUUCCAGCGAUGACGAUGGAAGAAACGACGAUACGUGGACGGACGACAUCUUCGUCGAGGUCAGAGCGCCGUGGAGGGCUGCGUACGAACAAGGAGGUGCGAAAUCCGUGCAAGAAUUCCUGGCAGCGACCGCUCCGCCCCUCAUCUGUCGUGUGGAAGAAAUCAUGAGUGGAGGCGUGGAGACUGUAAGCAACGUCAAGGAACUAGGAGGUUGGAGCCGCAGCUCGCAGAAGUCGUUCGCAUUGCGCGUGGGCCUGUCUGAAAUGGAGGGGAUGGUGCUGGCGGCGUACGCCGAACAGCUCGCCGCUGACGAUGCAGUCCAGCCAGAUGUUCUUCGGGUGCUAUACGAGUGGGGUGAGGAAAAGCAGCAAGUGCGGGCCUGGAUUAAAGACGAUGGAAAGCCAGAGCUGGUUGACGCUGUCGCCCGCGGCUUCGCGCGUGCAGGGAUCACGGAGCGGGGAAGGCUCGUGCGACUGGGCUGGACGGGCGAAGAAUGGCUCGUGAACAUCGUCAGCAUGCUGUUGCCCGACAGGGAACUGUCCUUCCUCGUCCAUCACAUCUGUGAGAAGAUCCUGCGAGAGUACUGCACGGUUUCGACGGGCCCAGAAACUGCUCGUAUUCCUUCCCCUCUCAACGCGCAAGUGUUGGAACGACAAGGCAUGAUGAAAGUGAAUGCAGCGUGA
Messenger RNA from Schizophyllum commune H4-8, 1089 nucleotides. RefSeq lists its product as uncharacterized. The transcript is spliced from 4 exons. Lineage: Eukaryota; Fungi; Basidiomycota; Agaricomycetes; Agaricales; Schizophyllaceae. Bases 1 to 1089 code for a protein of 362 amino acids. The record is from RefSeq and is a predicted model, not a curated record.